CGUACUGAGAGCCGAGCUGCACUUUGGAUCAUGAAGGAAGUGGCGGAUCUCGGUGAGCGUGCGAGGGGAAUGAAGAGGUGAGGGAGCCGGGAAAAACGGAAAGUCGCGCUGAAUGUAACGCUGAAGCUCAGCGUGUUGAAUGAAAGUGAGCGUUGUGUCUCGGUGCGAGUCUCCAGCGGCAGCUCUCUCCUCUAAUCUCAGCGAGAAUGACUGCUCCUUCACCUCACUCUGCCCAGAGAACAUGGACGGAGAAGUGAGGAACACGGCGCGGUUCUGAGAGAUGCCAGCGAGGAGUUUGUGUCAACACUUUGGUGGAAUGAGCCGAACUGUACUAGCACCGCUGGUUCCCCUCAGGAUUAUGUGUCUUCUGUGUGAAGCCUUCUGCUGCUAUUGAAGCCCAUUUGUGCCCGGUCUGGUAUGUUGGUGUCACCUGGACCUCCUCUGCUGCUGCUCUGUACCCUCCUCACCCUCACACGGUGCUCAGAGCUGAAGGUGCGAGUCCGCUUGGCUGAUGGACACAUCACCGAAGAGGUGCUGGAAGCGGACAGCGAGCAGGACUCCAUCACUUUGGAGUUCAAGCAGGCUGAUGGGACGCUCAUAACCUUUGUGGCUGACUUUAAGCAGGAUGUGAAGAUAUUCCGGGCAUUAAUCUUGGGUGAACUGGAAAGAGGACAGAGUCAAUACCAGGCACUGUGCUUCAUCACUCGCCUUAACCACAAUGAGAUCAUCCCCAGCGAGUCCAUGGCCAGACUCCGACAGAAAAACCCACACACCAUCCGGGCAGCGGAGGAAAAGAGGGCGAUGGAGACGGUGAGCAUGAACGUGGCUGUGAACUUGACGCGGGCGUGGCAGCUGAGCACCCACCUCUACAACACGUGCAGCAUGGCCCACGAAGCUGUGUACACGCGUGAGGCUGAUGUGCGCCAUUGGCUGGACACAGGUGUGGAGGGCUCCAUGUUUGAGAUCCUGCCGCAGGGUGUGGAGGUUCCUGACCUGCAGAGCUGCCGCUCAGUGAAGGAUCUGUGGCAGCCGUGCUCCUGCAGCUACAGCCUGAGACUGGAGUGGUACCCCUGCCUGCUCAAAUACUGUCGUAACCGGGACGCCACGGGCCGCGGCACUCCCUACAAGUGCGGCAUUAAAAGUUGCAGCAAAGGCUACAACUUCACCUACUAUACCCCUCACAAACACCUCUGCCUGUGGGAAGAAGAGACCUAGCAUGGUGGGCUCUAUAUCUACAGCCAGGACAAUGCUUAUAUUAACAUUUCUUUCCAUGAAACCCUCUUAUUUAUGAUCAGGCCUCUGGAUUUCAGUUUAGCCCUUGGCCGUUUGAGUUGGGACCGCUGAGAUUACAUGUGGCUCCUACAGUCAAAUGCCUUCAGCUCGAGAUAAGAUGAGCAGCUUUGUCUCUGUGCAAACAGUGUGUCCCUCCAGGACAGUUGUAUUUUUCUGGAAAUCUUUAGACUGGGAACUAUUAAUUAGCUCUUCGAGUCACAUUAGAACUGACUGGGCAUCUACAGAGCCGACACAAACUGUUCUGUAGACCCAAACAGACUGGGUUGAGAUGGCUGUGAAUCAGUUAAUAAUAUUGCAACAAGCUAGGAUCUGCCGAUUAGCUGGAUCAUGUUCAGUCAGGUUGCCAAGCUAUUCCUUUUCUGCACCUGGUGUUAUUUAUUGUUUUGCUGUGGGAAAUUACUGAAGAAACAAAAGCACAUGUUUGGAAAGAAAUCUGUUUCUUAUUUUUGUUGGAAUAUUUUAUUGCCUUGUGUCAUUUGUAAUCAGAUGACACCUGAGAGGGGGCUCUCCCAUUUUGUGGAUGUUAUGGUUGGGGUGUUUUUUUUUUUCCCAGGUUUUGAGAUUUUUGUUGCUAAUGUUUUUGGUGCCAGAUGAAAUUCUACAUUAUUAUGUCUGGAUCUGAUCAGUUUCUGUCCAUCACUCGGAAUGAGGUAAGGGAAUUUGUCAGCAUAGUCACAGAUGGUAUGUGUCCAUCUAUGCAGAUCUUUGGGCCUUUUGAUAAGUUGUUAGGGGCAUUUCAUCAGUAUUUUGCCUUUGUAGUUUAUAUCUAAGCAGCACAGUUUAAGGAUUUUUUUCCUUCAGGGAUGUAAGCGUCUGUUUUAAGCCUUAUCCAAAACCAAAAUAAUGCCUGCAGCGCUGUGUAUUUAGUAAAACAAUAUGGCAAUAUUACUGCAACAGUUGGAAGUCUUUAUCAAAUUUCACCCAACAGUGCCACCUUCUGGUUACACAGAAAAACACUGCUAAGGCUCAGACUCUGUACAGUUUAAAGGGCCCGUGUCCUACAUCUUGUAUUUUAUAUUUUUGCCCUGAAUUCACUAAGAACGUUUGUUUUAUGUGCCAAAAAGAGUUCUUAUUAAUUUUUUUUACGUGAGAAUUUCCCCAACCUCUCUUUAUCAUAACAAAUUAAUCAUGAUCGUUUUCAUACUGUGCCUUUAAGACUGAUAUGUAAGUGAAUCUGUUCUGAUUGACUGCCCCGUUUUGUGCCUCCAAGCUGUAACACUUUCUAUAACUUGAGUGUAAACGAGAGUAUAAACUGCUGUAGGCUGAACAGGUGGUUAUAUGUAAAUAAGUCCGAUUUUGUGACCUCACAAACACACUGAUUCAGAAUGGGUUGUUUAUGCAGGUUAGUUUCCAUAAAUGGACUGUAAAGACUAAGACGUGAAGAGAACAUUUUAAAACUUUAAGUGUUUACACUAUUAACCCUAUAAAAUCUGUGUUUUUUUUCCAUGAUGUGGGCCCUUCAGCUGAAAACUGCCAAUCAGAACUAAUGAAAUUAAUCUACUGUACCUUAUAAUGUACGAUGAACAGUCUGUAGCACCUUUUUGAGAUCUCUCAAGCUUAAAAGGUUGACGUUAUCAAGCAGGACCAAAUUUACAACACGCUUAUUAUUGAGAGCAGGAGCUUUGCAUUUCCUUCCCAGGAGUUUGUCAGUUCUUCACAACUUGACUCAUAUUACCGUCGGAAUAGUUGUCCGUGGUACUAAAAACGUCUGAAUCACUUUAAACUGUCACACAAAAUGAGAAAGCUGACUGCCCAGCUGAGUUUAACUGACCUUAAAAGAUUUCAAGUGCCUUAAUGCUUCAGUGUUUUACUGAUUCUUUUAUGGAUAAACAUAAAAUAAAGAAAUAAAGUGUCAAUUAUUUUUCUAUGAAAAUGUUGGAUACAAAUAUGAAUGUGAAGUAAUAAUUUGAAAUAAAAUGUAUAUUCCAUAAAUGGCAAA
This is a messenger RNA of Pygocentrus nattereri (red-bellied piranha), 3232 nucleotides long. RefSeq names its product OAF homolog a (Drosophila) (gene oafa). Bases 418 to 1215 code for a protein of 265 amino acids. The transcript is spliced from 5 exons. Lineage: Eukaryota; Metazoa; Chordata; Actinopteri; Characiformes; Serrasalmidae. The record is from RefSeq and is a predicted model, not a curated record.